AUGGAUGAAGCAGCAAUUGCUAUCGGCACGGUGUCCUCCAUGGAAUUGUCAACGAGUGCCAACUCAAGCCCAUUCGGCGCUGGAGGCGGGGAAGAGGCCGGCGGCGACGCUGAAGACGGGGAAGGGCCAGCCGGUGGCGCUGGAGGGAGGAAAGAGGCCGCUGAGUCCACCGGCGGUGCUGGAGGCGGGGAAGGGCCAGCCGACGGCGCUGGAGGGGGGAAGAGCCCACCAAGGUCACCGGUGGUGCUGGUGGCGGGGGAGAGGCCGCCGGCGGCGCUGGGUGCGGGGGAGAGGCCACCGACGGCGCAAGUGGCGGGGGAGAGGCCGGCGGCGACGCUGGGCGUGGGGGAGAGGUCGUCGGCAGCGCAGGUGGCAGGGGAGAGGCCGUCGGCGGCGCUGGGCGCGGGGGCGAGGCCGCGGAGCCAGCCGGCGAUGGGGUCGACGAUGUAG
Messenger RNA from Oryza brachyantha (malo sina), 450 nucleotides. RefSeq names its product PE-PGRS family protein PE_PGRS26-like. The coding region runs from base 1 to 450 and encodes 149 amino acids. Lineage: Eukaryota; Viridiplantae; Streptophyta; Magnoliopsida; Poales; Poaceae. The transcript has a single exon. The record is from RefSeq and is a predicted model, not a curated record.